Messenger RNA from Halichondria panicea, 2912 nucleotides. RefSeq lists its product as uncharacterized. The transcript is spliced from 13 exons. The record is from RefSeq and is a predicted model, not a curated record. Bases 688 to 2775 code for a protein of 695 amino acids. Lineage: Eukaryota; Metazoa; Porifera; Demospongiae; Suberitida; Halichondriidae.
UGCCAUAAUAAUUAUGACGCUUUUAUCAUAGAGUAUACAACUCAGGGAUUUUGUUGCUAGCUAUAGUAGCUAGAGUUUUGCAAGUAGAGAUUAUUUGUUGUAACCUCUGGAUAACGGUACUGGUAUUAUGGGUGCACAUGAUCCGUUUCCCAUCCCUCUUCUCGAAUAUCUAUGCUUGUAGAUGAGAAAAAUAUGUUGCUUCUUAUUGUUCACUCACUUGAUUAUAAAACAAGACUGAAACACAUCGGCUUAGUAUGUGAGACAGUUAUUCAGAAUAUACUUGGUCACUUUCCAUUCUAAAACCUACACUUACAAUGUCUUAGGACUCCACAAUUGAGAGUAGUAGCUAUUAUUAUGAUGUGGCAGUGAUGUGUGUAUACAACCCUACACGUACAUAGGGAGAUGCCCUUAAUUUAUUAAAAUAAAUUACUUAUUAGAUAUUGACUUCAUUUCAAGCUAGCUAGCUAGCUGUGAAGCUGUGACCAGAGUUGUGACUAAAUAAUGGACACAAGAUUUGUUUUAUUUUUAGUAGCGCUCUUAAGCUGGACGUCAGGUAAAAGUUCUUAUUUGAACAUUGAGCUCUCAGUGCAUAUAUCCUUCUUGCUAAAUUUAAUACUUUCAAAACGCUCUACUGUGUAGUUUAGAUGUAGUUUAGUACUUAAGUAGCAUCCACAUGAGUAUUUAUCCAUGCACUCUUUAGCUCAGCAACUGGUACUGUACUGUCCCGGUCCUGCAACUAUCAGCUGUUCAACUGUAACACCAAUCAUUUGGGAUGGGACGGCUUUUAAUGGACAGUGUCCCCACAAUGGGAUCUCUUUUCAAACUAUUAACAAUGACAGCAUUGGUGAAUCUUCCUCUUGUGGAGAACUGAAUGUGACUAUCACCAAUAUAGUCACAACUAUUGAUGUUGGUAGCACUGUAGUGAAUGUUGACUCAUCACUGUCUUUCAGUGCCCAACCAUCUCUUAGUGGAUUAACUGUUGUCUGUAGAAGUGGAGCCAAUGCUGCUGUGAACUCUAUGCUUUUGAUUCCAGAUCCUACUCAGGCUGUGUCUGUGAGCCAGGACUCUUUGACAGCUGUGACAGUGAAUUUAACAGGCGGAGACAGUUGCUGUAUUUCACUGUACUUUGUGGUGAUCACUGAGAUAGGCAGCAGCGACUCACCCACUAUCAUAAGCAGCUUUUCUCCUUCCAUUAGUGUGACUGGUCUGGACCUGUGUAGGAACCGCUACUUUAUUGUCGGCUUUGUUCAAGCUCCCUCAGGCGUACAAGGGGGAAGAAGUACACCACAAAUGAUAAGUUUGGAAGCGGUUACAAAUGUGAAAGCCAGCACAACUACUUUGUCUUGGACACAGCUGGCAAACACUGCUUCAGAUGGCUGCAACUCUGGCUAUAUCAUCUCCUGGACUGAAGGAGAAGAUACUACGGUCGGUUCUAGCACUUCAGUCCUGGUGUCAAAUCUACACAACUUCCCUUUCUGUCAAAGUCAAACUCUAACGGUGACGCCCAAUACACCAUCUGGUCGUCUCACUGUGGGCACCAGUUUACAGAAUGUGAUAUUUGAGCACCCAGAUUUUGCUGCUCCUGUAGUAUCAGUCUUUUUCACUCUCCAGUCAGAUAAUGUGGUGAUUAACAUCAACUGGCAGGAUAUCUCUUUAGAGGCAGUUCCAUUGAGAUUGUUUGGUUUCAGUAAGAUCGGGGAGGGUGUGUGUAACCCUCAGUUUAGUGCAACUGGUUCAUCGAUGACCCAGUUAGUACCAGGAGCUCAGUCUGGUGACAGGUACACUGUCUGUGUGGUGUUUAUCAACAACAAGUGCAUGAAUCGUACAGAUGACACUGUCAGAGUUCCGGUGCAACUGCUUGUCAAUCCACAGCUAUCUGUUGGUGAUAGUUCUGUCUCAAUAGUGGUCAGUGUAUCUCCCUCUCCCCCUAUGAGUCUUGACUCUCUGUCCAUACUCGCAACUAUUGAUCCCCCUCAUGCUAGUGCUGUGUUGGCAAACUACCCCACAUCAUCUCAACAGUACACGGUGAUGUUUGAUGGUCUGACCCCUGGAACACUCUACAUUUACGACAUAAGGGUGAUACUCAGGAAUGACUCUACCAUCACUAUUGGUCUGCCGGUGACUGGAUCCUUCACUGUUCCAGCAUGUGGCACAGUUUGUGUAACCGUGGUUGUGGUAGUGAGUGCAGUCCUGCUAGUGGUUGCUGUUCUUAGCCUAGCUGGAGGCUUUGUUGCUUAUAAGUACAAAAACAGAUCUAAAGAUUGGUCAGUGAGAUCGUUCAAAUCCGAAAACGCAGAGAAGCACGAACUUACACUUAGCUUACCCCCUCCACCACCUGACUCCUUGUACGCUGACCCCAAAUUCAUUGAGCACCAGGCAGCCCCGGGCACUGAGGACCAGUACGCCAUUGUCGAUAAAAACGGCAAGAAAAACACAAAACCAAACCCAACUCCAUCAGAAGCUGUGUAUCAGGACCCCUGCACGAUUGAGCACGAGACCGCUGCCUCUGGAGUUAUGUGUGCCGUGGUGGACAAGCCCAAGAGGUCCUCUAAAAAGAAGGGAGGGUCGGAUGUGGUUCCUCCAGCCAGCGAGGGGGGUGACGCAAGCGCCAUGGGGCAAGCGACGCAUCCAACUCUGCUGGAAGAGAUUGUACAAAGGACACCACAUCUUGUGGCAGUAGAUUGUUCGAAUAGAGGCAUAUCUGGAUUCACGUCUGUAUGCCUCUGCCUGUGUUGUUCCAAGCAUGCCUGUGCACUUGGCCUCUGCAGUCUCUAGUACAUGUAAGCGUGUUGAAGAAGCAACUAAACCUAACUCCAGCCAGCUUCCUCAGGAACUUUAUUCAGAGGUGUUCAAUGCAUUGCCGAAAGGGAUGGCUCCUAAAGUUGUGAGGAAUGGAACGAAAAACUAACCGA